Sander lucioperca (pikeperch) is the source of this 4379-nucleotide messenger RNA. Its product is annotated as E3 ubiquitin/ISG15 ligase TRIM25-like. NCBI's taxonomy places the organism in Eukaryota, Metazoa, Chordata, Actinopteri, Perciformes, Percidae. The record is from RefSeq and is a predicted model, not a curated record. The transcript has 2 exons. Gene Ontology annotation, molecular function: protein binding; zinc ion binding. The coding region runs from base 36 to 3425 and encodes 1129 amino acids.
UGAGACUCAGACAGGCGUUGUCACAGAAGGGUGAAAUGGCGCAGAAAGGAGUUCAGCUGGACCGAGAAAUCUUCUCUUGUUCAAUCUGUCUGGAUCUUCUGAAGGGUCCGGUGGCUAUUCCCUGUGGACACAGCUACUGCAUGAACUGUAUUAAACGCCACUGGGCUAAAGAGGACAAGAAGAAAAUCUACAGCUGUCCUCAGUGCAGGCAGAUCUUUCGACAGAGGCCUAUACUGGUGAAAAACACCAUGUUAGCAGAUUUAGUGGAGGAGCUGAAGAAGACUGGACUCCAAGCUGCUCCUGCUGAUCACUGCUAUGCUGGACCUGAAGAUGUGGCCUGUGAUGUCUGCACUGGGAGAAAACUGAAAGCCCUCAAGUCCUGUCUGGUGUGUCUGGUCUCUUACUGUGAUCAACACCUUCAGCCUCAUUAUGAUGUGGCUCCAUUAAAGAAACACAAGCUGGUGGAGCCCUCCAAGAAUCUCCAGGAGAACAUCUGCUCUCAUCAUGAUGAGGUGAUGAAGAUUUUCUGUCGUACAGAUCAGCAGCUUAUCUGUUAUCUCUGCUCUGUGGAUGAACAUAAAGGCCACGACACAGUCUCAGCUGCAGCAGAAAGGACUGAGAGGCAGAAAGAGCUCGAGGGGAGUCAACAAAACAUGCAGCAGAGAAUCCAGGACAGAGAGAAAGAUGUGAAGCUGCUUCAACAGGAGGUGGAGGCUAUCAAUCACUCUGCUGAUAAAGUAGUGAAGGACAGUAAGAAGAUCUUCACUGAGCUGAUACGUCUUAUGGAGAAAAGACGCUCUGAUGUGGAGCAGCAGGUCAGAUCGCAGCAGAAAACAGAAGUGAGUCGAGUCAAAGAGCUUCAGGAGAAGUUGGAGCAGGAGAUCACUGAGCUGAAGAGGAAAGACGCUGAGCUGAAGAAGAUCUCAGACACAGAGGAUCACAACCAGUUUCUACACAACUACUCCUCACUGUCACCACUCAGUGAAUCUACAGACUCAUCCAGCAUCGAUAUACGUCCUCCGAGCUACUUUGAGGAUGUGACAGUGGCUGUGUCAGAAGUCAGAGACAAACUACAGGACGUUCUGAGAGAGACAUGGACAAAUAUCUCCCAGGCUGUGACUGAAGUGGAUGUUUUGCUGCCACAACCAGAGCCCAAGACCAGAGCUGAAUUGUUAAAAUAUUCACGUUUAAUCACACUGGAUCCAAACACAGCAAACACACUGCUGUUAUUAUCUGAGGGGAACAGAAGAGCAACAGUAAUGGAAGAAGAACAGUCUUAUUCUCGUCACCGAGACAGAUUCUCGGACUGGGUUCAGGUCCUGAGUAAAGAGAGUCUGACUGGACGUUGUUACUGGGAGGUGGAGAGGAGAAAGAAUACAGUUACUGUAGCAGUCGCAUACAAGAACAUAAGCAGACGAGGUGACCCGGAUAAAUGUGCAUUUGGAAGCAAUGACAAAUCUUGGGCAUUAGAUUGCAACACAAAGGGUUUUGAUUUUGUGUUCAACAAAAUCUGGACUACCGUCUCAGGUCAUCCGACCCCCAGAGUAGGAGUGUACCUGGAUCACAGGGCAGGUAUUCUGUCCUUCUACAGCGUCUCUGAAACCAUGACUCUCCUCCACAGAGUCCAGACCACAUUCACUCAGCCGCUCUACGCUGGAGUUGGGUUUUUAGUUUAUGGAGACACAGCUGAGUUCUGUACACUUAAAAACACGUGUUGUUUGGAUCAGAGCUCAAACUUGAGCAAGUUUUCAGGAAGUGAGACUCAGACAGUGUUGUUUUCAGUGAGAGGAGAAAUGGCGCAGAAAGGAGUUCAGCUGGACCGGGAAACUUUCUCUUGUUCAAUCUGUCUGGAUCUACUGAAGGAUCCGGUGACUACUUCCUGUGGACACAGCUACUGUAUGGACUGUAUUCAACGCCACUGGGAUGAAGAGGAUAAGAAGCAGAUCUACAGCUGUCCCCAGUGUAGAGAGACUUUCACACCGAGGCCUGUACUGCUGAAAAACACCAUGUUAUCAGAUUUAGUGGAGCAAAUGAAGAAGACUGGACUCCAAGCUGCUCCUGCUGAUCACUGCUAUGCUGGACCUGAAGAUGUGGCCUGUGAUGUCUGCACUGGGAGAAAACUGAAAGCACUCAAGUCCUGUCUGGUGUGUCUGGUCUCUUACUGUGAUCAACACCUUCAGCCUCAUUAUGAUGUCGCUCCAUUAAAGAAACACGAGCUGGUUGAGCCCUCCAAGAAUCUCCAGGAGAACAUCUGCUCUCAUCAUGAUGAGGUGAUGAAGAUUUUCUGUCGUACAGAUCAGCAGCUUAUCUGUUAUCUCUGCUCUGUUGAUGAACAUAAAGGCCAUGACACAGUCUCAGCUGCAGCAGAAAGGACUGAGAGGCAGAAAGAGCUCGAGGUGAGUCGACAAAACAUCCAGCAAAGAAUCCAGGAUGGAGAGAAAGAUGUGAAGCAGCUUAAACAGCAGGUGGAGGCUAUCAAUCGCUCUGCUGAUAAAAUAGUGGCGGACAGUGAGAAGGUCUUCACUGAGCUGAUUCGUCGCAUGGAGAAAAAACGCAAUGCUGUAAAGCAGAAGGUCAGAUCCAAGCAGAAAACUGAAGUGAAUCAAAUCAAAGAGCUUCAGGAGAAGCUGGAGCAGGAGAUCACUGAGCUGAAGAAGCUCUCGGACACAGAGGAUGACAACCAGUUUCUUCAAAAUUACUCCUUACUCGCACCAGCCGGUGAAUCUACAUCCAGCAUCAAUAUCCGUCCUCUGCGCUACUUUGAGGACGUGACAGUGGCUGUGUCAGCAUUCAAAAAGAAACUACAGGACGCUCUAAAAGAGCUAUGGUUAACAACAGUGACUGAAGUGGAUGUUAUACUGCCAUAUUCACAACAAGAGCCCAAGACCAGAGAAGAAUUCUUAAAAUAUUCACUUGAACUCACACUGGAUCCCAACACAGUGAACACAUAUCUGUUAUUAUCUGAGGGGAACAGAAAAGCCACUUUAAUGGGUAAGGAACAGUUUUAUUCUUGUCACCUAGACAGAUUCGCUACAUGUUGUCAGGUCCUGAGUCAAGAAAGUCUGACUGGACGCUGUUACUGGGAGGUGAGAGGGAGAGGAGGAGUUUAUGUAGCAGUCGCAUACAAGAACAUAAGCAGAGCGGGGAAGUCGACUGAUUGUAGAUUUGGAUUCAAUGACAAAUCUUGGGCAUUGGAUUGUGACAAAAUCAGUUACAAAUUUUGGCACAACAAAGUCCAAACUCCCGUCCCAGGUCUUCCGUCCUCCAGAGUAGGAGUGUACCUGGAUCACAGUGCAGGUACUCUGUCCUUCUACAGCGUCUCUGAAACCAUGACUCUCCUCCACAGAGUCCAGACCACAUUCACUCAGCCGCUCUACGCUGGACUUUGGCUUUGUUUUGAUGGAGGCACUGCUGAGUUAUCUUAACUGAAAUAGACAGACUAGGCCCGUAGCCAUGCAGCCUAGUGGAAGGGGGCUUCUUUUCUUUCUUUUGUUUCAAAAAGUGGACCUUUUUGCAGUUUUUCCCUCAUUUUGUAAGAAAUUAUGAGGUUCAAAUACUUCAUUUUGGUGAUUUUUUUAUGCACUAAUAAAGAGCACCACCAAAAAUAUUUACUACAAUGUUGUCAAAUUGCUUACCAAAGAUCAUGUACCACCUUUUCCAGCCCUAACGCACGCACACAUGCACGCACGCCUCAAGCAUUUUGUUAUGAGUGCAUGAAGUUAGUUGCGUGAAUUGUUGAUUAGACGUUAGAUUGUUCCAUGUGGCGCGCCAGUUAACACAUUCACAGAAAUUAUGCUUUUGGUUAGGGCUUCAGUUUGGUUUAGAUCAUUUUUAAUUUGAGGGGGAUUCAAAUUGUUGGCCGUCGUUAUUUUAAAAGACACACAAAAGCUAGUUAACAAAAAAAAACAAAAAACUGACUUAGUUGGACCUUUUGGCAGUGAGGUGGGGGGUUCGGUUCACCCUCCCUCCCCCCGUCUACAGGCCUGACGGAGGUCAUGGAGCCUAUCACUGCUCAUGGUGACGUUUGUUGACCUGAACUGUUAUUUCUUUGCAUAAAAAUGUGAAUUUCUCUGUGCUCUAAAUGUUUUUGAUGCAUUUGUAGUUUCUUGUUUUUCCUCCGCUGCAUGUGUCUCAAAAAAGAAAGCACCAGACCUCCUUUAUCCUCCUAUAUAUUGUUCUCUUUGGUGUACAUUUGUUAAGGAAUCUAUAGCACAUGUAUUUGUUUGGCGGACCAAAGUUGUUGUACACAGCUGAGAUAAAAACAAAGUGAUUGUGUGGAUGAGGUGAAUGUGUACAUGACAUCAUUGACCUGACUUUACUGAUGGGAUGUGUGAACAAACUGAAGGUUUUACAUGAUGAAUAAACUAACAUGAACAAAG